This is a messenger RNA of Ictidomys tridecemlineatus (thirteen-lined ground squirrel), 3030 nucleotides long. The record is from RefSeq and is a predicted model, not a curated record. Lineage: Eukaryota; Metazoa; Chordata; Mammalia; Rodentia; Sciuridae.
UUUUUAGAUUACCACACUUAUUAAUCAUAAAGAUAACACCAAAAAGUCUGAUAAAACUCUGCAAGCAAUUCAGCGUGUGGGACAAGCCGUCAACCUGGCAGUUGGAAGAUUUGUUAAAGUGGGGGAAGCUAUAGCCAAUGAAAACUGGGAUUUGAAAGAAGAAAUAAGUAUUGCCUGUAUUGAAGCUAAACAAGCAGGAGAAACAAUUGCAGCGCUUACAGAUGUGACCACCUUGAAUCAUCCAGAAUCUGAAGGCCAGAUCAUGAUUUUUACAGACAAAACAGGAGUUAUAAAGGCAGCAAGAUUACUUCUCUCUUCUGUAACAAAAGUGUUGCUGCUGGCAGACCGAGUAGUUAUCAAACAGAUAAUAGCAUCAAGAAAUAAGGUUCUCGCAACUAUGGAAAGACUAGAGAAAGUUAAUAGCUUUCAAGAGUUUGUCCAGAUAUUCAGUCAGUUUGGAAAUGAAAUGGUGGAGUUUGCACAUUUAACUGGAGACAGACAAAAUGAUUUGAAAGAUGAAAAGAAAAAGGCAAAAAUGGCAGCAGCUAGGGCAGUUCUUGAAAAGUGUACAAUGAUGCUUCUCACAGCUUCAAAGACAUGUCUCAGGCACCCCAACUGCGAAUCAGCUCAUAAAAACAAAGAAGGAGUGUUUGAUCGAAUGAAAGUAGCAUUGGAUAAGGUCAUUGAAAUUGUGACUGACUGUAAACCAAAUGGAGAGUCUGAUAUUUCAUCUAUCAGUAUUUUUACUGGAAUUAAAGAAUUCAAGAUGAAUAUUGAAGCUGUACGGGAGAACCCUUAUUUUCAGUCCAAAGAGAACCUUUCUGCAACAUUGGAAGUCAUCUUGGAGCGCACGGAGGAUUUCACGGAUUCUGCUUACACCAGCCAUGAGCAUAGGGAACGCAUCUUGGAACUGUCAACUCAGGCGAGAAUGGAACUGCAGCAGUUCAUUUCUGUGUGGAUUCAAGCUCAAAGCAUCAAAACAAAAAGUAUUGCUGAAGAAUUGGAACUUACUGUUUUGAAAAUCAGUCACAGUCUCAAUGAACUUAAGAAAGAACUUCACAGUACAGCAAUGCAGCUGGCAGCAGAUCUGUUAAAAUACCAUGCUGACCACGUGGUUUUAAAAGCAUUAAAACUUACUGGAGUAGAAGGAAAUUUAGAAGCUUUGGCUGAAUAUGCCUGUAAACUCUCUGAACAGAAAGAACAGCUUGUUGAGACCUGUCGAUUAUUGAGACAUGUAUCUGGGACAGAACCUCUUGAAAUAACCUGUAUACAUGCAGAGGAGACAUUUCAAGUGACUGGCCAACAGAUAAUUUCUGCUGCCGAAACACUGACAUUGCAUCCAUCUAGUAAAAUUGCUAAAGAAAACCUUGAUGUAUUUUGUGAAGCUUGGGAAUCUCAGAUUAGUGACAUGUCAACACUGCUGAGAGAAAUCAAUGAUGUGUUUGAAGGAAGACGAGGAGAGAAGUAUGGCUACCUUUCACUUCCAAAGCCAGCGAAGAAUAAUGCAAACCUGAAAUCAUUAAAGCUGGACAAGCCUGACUCUGAGGAGCAAGCCAAGAUAGCAAAGCUUGGACUUAAGUUGGGUUUGCUCACCUCUGAUGCUGACUGCGAAAUUGAGAAGUGGGAGGAUCAGGACAAUGAGAUUGUUCAAUAUGGACGGAACAUGUCCAGGAUGGCCUAUUCUCUAUAUUUAUUUACUAGAGGAGAAGGGCCACUGAAAACUUCCCAGGACUUAAUUCAUCAUCUAGAGGUUUUUGCUGCAGAGGGUUUAAAGCUUACUUCAAGUGUACAAGCUUUUUCAAAACAGCUGAAAGAUGAUGACAAGCUUAUGCUUCUUCUGGAAAUAAACAAGUUAAUUCCUCUAUGCCACCAGCUCCAGACAGUAACUAAAGCAUCUUUGCAGAAUAAAAUGUUUCUAAAGGUUGAUAAGUAUAUUACAAAGACAAGAUCCAUGAUGGCUCUCUUGGUCCACCUUCUCUCACUUUGCUACAAAUUGCUGAAGAAGCUUCAGAUGGAAAAUAACAGAUGGGUCUCGGUUACAAAUAAAGACGCUGUGGACAUAAAAAAUUGAGAAGCUCUGGGGCCAGAUUUCUGGAACAUCAUGUGGCAAAGCUGACAUUUUUAAGAAGCAAACGACUCUUUAUAUUUUCAGAAAUUCAACAGUUUUAUAAUGAAAGCAGCACUGAAAUCUUGCUUUAUUUUCUGAUCUUCAGAUUGUGAUGCUUUCUGACAACUAAUAAAUGACAUGGUAGUUGCUAGAAUUCUAACUGCAGUACGAUUUUAAAAUGUGACAUUGCAUUAAUAAUGUUCUUUAAACAUUAAACCAAAUAUCCCCGACUGUCUUAAUGACAGUUGAAUCCAAUCCAAAGAAGCUAUUUUGAAUAAGGGCUCAACUUUGGCAUAUUGUACCUUAACUAUUUUAUUUAAGCUUAUUCUCUAGAACCCCAAUUUCAGGAGAAAAUAUACAGUAACCUGGGUGAACACAGGGCUUUCCUUUAACCUUUGGACUCUUCCUUCAUUCCCUGUCCAGGUAUGACAGGGGCCCCUUGGAUGCCCCAGCAGACCCCCCAUGCUAGUGGCAGUUGUUUUCUAACAAGCAUUUCAGUGUAAGGGUUAUUAGGCCAUGUGUCCCUUCUCUAAGGCAGGUAAUGGAAGUCACUCACAAAACCCUGGAGCAACUCCUGGAGGAGAUGGAUUUUAAAUUUUUUUGCAGUGCUGGGGCUCAAAACCAGGGCUUUGUGCAUGCUAGGUAAGCUUUCAUCACUGAGCUACACUCCCAGCCAAAGGUAACUCUUUUGGUUCUAGUUCUAGCAUAGUUGGUCAAUGUGCCCUACUAGGUGGAAUCCUCAGUCUUUUUUACUGGCUUAUAAAACAAUUUCUAACUACUCUUCUUAUUAGUUGGCGGAAUGGCAGGUAAAAAGGACACUGGAACCAAUGAACUGUUUAAAUUCUGAAUAAUAAUAUAUUUUAUAUAUGUGGCAUGGUAAUGUUCAUCAUAAAACAAAUAAACAUCUUUUUGAGUAUUUUUAA